UAUGUUUUCACAUGAUUGAGUGAGUUUUGUGAGUGGGUGUUCUAUGAUUGCUAUUUCAGUGUACCUAGGAAAUACGUGCGUGCGUGCAACAAUUCUGACAACGGAGACGCAUGUGGAAUACUUGACAGUGGUAUAAUCUAAUAAUGGCACUAACAUUACUACAGAAAAGACACAGAGUCCAUCCAGAACUCAUAUACAAACUGGUCAUGAGGGUACAGGGAUUGGAAAAACUUGACUCCGAGGUGGGAUUUUCCAAGAAGGAACUCAUUAAGGAUAUGGAUGCAGGCAAGAUCACGGAGAAAUGGAAAUUAAUUUGUGAGGUGCCAAUGGAGGAUAUCAUAUCGAUGUCGCACAAGGAAGUCAAUCUGGAGAAUAUGCAACUAAUUUUGAGUACUGCAGUAAUACUUGCGAAUGAGCUUGGUCAACCGAAAGGCGACUCAAUUAAAAAAGUGGCACAAGCAACAGCUGACCAGACUAGUGUGGAGGCUGGAGGGACAGGCUCAAAGACUACUGACUCACAAGAUACGAAAGCCUGGUGGAUAGUGAGAUGUCCGAGAUGGCAAAUCUAAAAAGAAAAUUAGAAUCCAUGGAGAAGGAGAAAGUGGAUGACCUAGUAAAGAAGGUACGAAGAUUAGCCUUGUCCAAGGAUGCGAAAAAAGCUGACCUUUUACUCGCGUUAGAAGAACUAGCAGAUGCUGCGAAAUCUGUAGAUCAUAAAGAGAAAGAGACAUACACUGAAAUAAGUAACAUGGCCACUAAAUUUUCUGAAUCCUUAGAUGUUGCCAAUUUUGUAAUAACAAGUUUUUCAUCUUCAGGAGAUAAGAUUAUGAAAAGCCUUUCAAAGUGCCUACAAAUAACUCAAAAAAAUGCAAAGAGUGAGAAAUCAUAUAAUGAGAAUAACCAAAACAACCAGCCUUCUUUCAUGCCAUACAUGGUUCCCUUUCAGAAUUCGAGAAAUCAAGGUUUUGGGUUUCAAUUCAAUCAAAACCGAGGCUUUAGGGGAGCAACACGAUUCUUUGGAAGGGGGAGGGGAAGAGGUUUCCAAGGGAGGUGCCAUUUCUGCGAAAGGCCUGGUCACAUGUUUAAAGAUUGUGCGAUUAUGAAAGAUCUCAAGGAUAAAUCGAUCAAAAAUGAAUAA
Molecule: messenger RNA, 1138 nt
Organism: Owenia fusiformis
Lineage: Eukaryota; Metazoa; Annelida; Polychaeta; Sabellida; Oweniidae
Source: the annotation of a GenBank genome assembly